GUCGCUCAUUUGAGUGGAAAGACCGAAAACAGAGAUACGACCAGCCAGCAGGCAGGCAGGUCUGGUAUGAUAGGUAACCCACAUGCCUUUAACAAGGACCGCAAAGACCCCGAUACACCUUGUCUCCCCAUUUGCACCUAAAUUUCACCAAAGAUCUCCCUAUGAAGAAUUAGAGGAGCCUCUUCACCCAUCAAACAACAAUCAAGGCCGUAAUAACAGCCACAACUCCAUCGCCACUAACAGCCUCAACCUAGGAGGAGGAAAAACAGCACGAGGGGUAGCAGGAGAAGGCGCUUCCAGACCGAGAAGCGCGGGCAAGAAAAAGCCGAGAGCAUCGCCUAUAGGAACAGCUGGUCUCAAAGUAGGAAUCGAGAUGUCGCAAAUAUCGUCCGACUAUUCGAGGACCCAAUCCCCCGCAAGCUCCGCAUUCCCAGCCUACUUUCGCCGAGACAGGAAUACGCUCGCUGUUGAGAGUCUACCAGAAUUGCCAAAUAGCGACGCCUCUCACAGCGAGCAUAAUCACAGGGAGGAGGAAGGCAGGCGAGAUUCGGGAGGAGGAGAAAAAAAGAAGGAUGCCGUUUUCUACGCUCCGAUUCCCGAGAAACAAAAGUUGGGGUAUUUGUCUACGGCUGCACUGAUCAUAAAUAAGAUGAUUGGUACUGGGAUAUUUUCUAAGCCCUCUUCGAUAUUGAGGAAUACGGGGUCGAAAGGAGGGGCGCUGUUUCUUUGGGUUACUGGUGGGGUUAUGACGCUUACUGGGUUAUUCGUUUAUCUAGAAUUUGGCGUUGCUUUACCAUUCAAUGGCGGUGAAUUGGUCUAUCUAGACGAGGCAUACGCACGCCCAAGGUACUUUGCGAGUUGUAUGUUUGCCAUCUUCUUCGUCUUGCUGGGAAACACCGCGGCAAACACAAUUGCCUUCGCAAAGCAUAUGCUGGUAGCUUUCAACGACAAAGAGCCUGUCCCAGAUUACCGACUGCAAAAGUUUGUAGCGUUAGUCUGCAUCACGUUCAUAUGUCUCAUCCAUCUGUUCUCGCGCAAGAUGGGAAUCUUCAUCAACAAUGCAUUGGCAGUGUACAAGGUUGCCCUGCUCCUGUUCGUGGUGAUUUCAGGGUUCGUAUGCCUGGGCGGUGGUGGGGGCGGUGAUCAUAAGGGCCCUUACGGGGCAGAGAAUCUUAAGGAUGCGUUUGAGGGAAGCUCUGGAUCGCCGUAUCAUUAUGCCAGUGCGAUGUUGGGCGUGCUGUAUAGUUAUCAAGGCUGGGAGAAUGCGAAUUAUGUUCUCGCAGAGGUCAAGAGGCCGCGAGGGCAUGAGUCUAGGACUUUUAAGCGUGCAGCUUUGGUGGCGUUCACAGUAGUCACUGUAUUGUAUAUUCUUGCGAACGUCGCAUAUUUUGCCGCCAGCACCACGGAUGAAAUCAUGAAAGAUGGUGUCACCGUCGCCGCCAGCUUCUUCAUAAAAGUAUUUGGCGACGGACCCUUGGUAACUAGAGGUCUUAAAGUCCUCAUUGCUCUCUCCGCCUUCGGAAACGUCGUCGCGGUAACAUACGCAAAUGCUCGAGUCAAGCAGGAAAUCGCGAAGCAGCGAAUUCUACCAUUCUCGGCGUUCUGGGCAAGCACCAGUCCAUACGGGACCCCAGUUGGCGCUCUUAUCCUGCACUGGAUAUUCACCGUGAUCGUUAUUGUAGCAGUACCUAAUUACGGAGCCCAGGAUGAAGCUUACAACCUGGUUAGUGUCUUGUUCACAUACGGACACACCUGGAUUGGAAUCUUUGUAUCCCUCGGUCUGAUCUCCCUCCCCUUCCACGAAAAAUUCAGAGAGUGGCGACCCGCCGUCGUGAGCAUCAGGAAGUUAUACGGAUUAGUAGCCCUCUACAUAACCCUCAAUAUCUUCGUUAUAGUCUUAAUCUGGUGGCCCGACCCCAAUGCUAAAAUUAGCUCCUACGUCGCUCCCUCAGUCGGGACCUCCGUCCUCGGCUUUGGUGUGCUGUAUUGGGUUGGUUUCGCGAAGAUAUUGCCCGCGUUAGGGUAUCAUAUUGAUUCCGAGCCGGAUGAAUUAGUUGAUGGGAGUCGGGUUGUUACCUAUAAGCGUUAUAAGACUGGCCCGGCAUUAGUGGUAGCUGAUUGGUGGGAGCGAACAUUUCAGAGGCAGAACCUAUGAUUUGAGUCAUCCAAUUACACGGAGUAGGGUUUUCGGGUAUCCUUUUUCUUCUUCUUCACCUUAUGGAGUUGAUACACAAAAAAAGGUCCUGUCUGGAUUGGAUGGUUGGUCGUUUUUGACCGCUGUUAAUUUUUUUCAUUUUCUUUCAUUAAACUUUCUUUCCUCCUUUGUAACUUAGCUCCCCUUGCCUACUCGGAUACCCGCGUCACUGUAUUGUACAAGUCUACUACUGUUUUAUUUGCACAAAUUCUGUACAACAGUUCCCAUCUUUCCAUUUCAUCAAUGCUCCAGGCACGAAACGUCUA
Messenger RNA from Tuber melanosporum (Perigord truffle), 2460 nucleotides. RefSeq lists its product as uncharacterized. Gene Ontology annotation, molecular function: L-amino acid transmembrane transporter activity. The record is from RefSeq and is a predicted model, not a curated record. Gene Ontology annotation, cellular component: membrane. Gene Ontology annotation, biological process: amino acid transmembrane transport. The transcript is spliced from 8 exons. Bases 83 to 2155 code for a protein of 690 amino acids. NCBI's taxonomy places the organism in Eukaryota, Fungi, Ascomycota, Pezizomycetes, Pezizales, Tuberaceae.